AUGGCCACUGGAUCAGUAGCUGUACUGUCACUUGUCGUACUUCUGAGUCUUUCAGUGCAUGGAAAUGAAAGGAUUCCCUCCGAUAACAUCACUCGUAUCUUGGACCGAUUAUUAGAUGGCUAUGACAACAGACUUCGCCCUGGAUCUGGAGGUGGUGUUACAGAAGUAAAGACAGACAUUUUUGUCACCAGUUUUGGACCUGUUUCAGAUGUUGAGAUGGAGUACACCAUGGACAUGUUCUUCCGUCAGAUGUGGGUAGAUGAACGCCUCAAAUUUGAGGGUCCCACUGAAAUCCUAAGACUAAACAACCUCAUGGUGGACAAGAUAUGGACCCCAGACACUUUUUUCCGCAAUUCUAGGAAGUCAAUUUCUCACAAUAUGACGACACCCAACAAGCUUUUUCGAAUCAUGCAGAAUGGAACAGUACUUUACACUAUGAGACUUACAAUCAGUGCAGAAUGUCCCAUGCAACUUGAAGAUUUCCCUAUGGAUGGCCACGCCUGUCCUCUUCGGUUUGGAAGCUAUGCCUACACCAGCAGUGAGAUUGUCUUUACUUGGAGAAAAGGACUAAGUGCAUCUGUGGACUGCCCGAAGGAGUCCAUGAGUCUCCUGCAAUAUGAUCUGGUGGAACAGACGUUGUCCAGUGAGAUAUUUAAAUCAAACACAGGUCACUACUCUGUGCAAGUGGUCCAUUUUCAUCUCCAACGGAAGCUGGGCUAUUACCUCAUUCAAACCUACAUACCGCUCAUCAUGGUGGUGGUCCUGUCUCAAGUCUCCUUUUGGAUCAAUAAAGAGUCCGUUCCAGCUCGGACAGUUGCAGGUAUCACCACAGUGCUGACCAUGACCACUCUGAGCAUCAGUGCACGCCAGUCUCUCCCCAAAGUGUCCUAUGCCACCGCCAUGGAUUGGUUCAUUGCCGUGUGUUUUGGCUUCGUGGCAUUUGCUCUGGUGGAGUUUGCAGCGGUGAAUUACUUAGCCACGCUUCAGGUCAAUCAUCUGGAGGAAAAGAGCGGCAAAACGGACAAGCUGGAGGUGCUGAAAGAGGCCGAAGAGGAUGCAGAUGACAAUGCUUCGUCGGACAGUAACCCCCGGGAAAGCCUCAAGCGGAGAAACCACUCCAUGUGUCGUAGUGAGAGGAGCGAGGCAGGGUCGCCCGUGCCCGCGUCAAUGCCCGUUCCCAUCUUUAUGCAGCAGGGGUCGGCCUUCCCUCAGAUCCCUCAGUUAGCGGGCACCAGCCCCAUAGACAAGUAUGCACGCCUGCUCUUCCCUCUGGCCUUUGGGCUCUUUAACCUGGUCUACUGGUACAUCUACUUGGCCAAAGACACAAUGGAGAAGCCCAGGCAAUAUGAUCAGCAGAUCUGA
Knipowitschia caucasica is the source of this 1362-nucleotide messenger RNA. NCBI's taxonomy places the organism in Eukaryota, Metazoa, Chordata, Actinopteri, Gobiiformes, Gobiidae. The record is from the annotation of a GenBank genome assembly.